Molecule: messenger RNA, 2253 nt
Organism: Trametes versicolor FP-101664 SS1
Lineage: Eukaryota; Fungi; Basidiomycota; Agaricomycetes; Polyporales; Polyporaceae
Exons: 10
Coding region: 1-2085 (694 amino acids)
Source: RefSeq, a predicted model, not a curated record
AUGCCCAUGCCCACCGACGUCCGCAAGCGCAACUUCUUUGGCGUCGGCGAGAUUAUCGGUGUCCUCGCGAAUCCAUCAGAGACGCUCCGGUCGUUGACAGAGUCGAAGAAGAUGCUCGAGGACACAAGGAGGGAGUUGGCGGAAGCACGAGAGCGGGCCCAGUUGACCCCGACGCACACGUUCUCCGCCCUCCCUGGGUUCUUCGACCGCCCUGCCGAGCUGAAAGCGAUCACUCGUGCGCUGGAGGGCGAGCCGAGCUUCACAGUACUCUUCGGUGCGAGUAGUGUUGGCAAGACUGCACUCCUUCGUCAAGUGCUCACGCGGUCCACAUAUCACGUAUUGCACUUCGAUCUCCGUAUCGCCGGCUUCGCAGACCUGGCUAGCCUGUAUAUGAGCCUGAGCCAACAGAUGGAAGGAUUCUUCAUGUGUAUCGCCCAAGACCCAGACAUGCCCGGCUAUGAAGUGUUCGAGAAGGAAGCUUGGGCAUUCAAGCACGAUCGACUGAACGUCGAACGUCGUCUGUCAGGUGCGCAAGCGAGCGACGCAGCGUCUUCCCCAUUGGGCGAUAUCAAGACGAGCGACGUCGCGCGCUUGAUGGAGUUAUUCCAGAGCUCGCUUCUACGCUACUGGAACUUCCAGCCAUCGCCCGAGUCUUAUGCGGAGAAGCCUGCCUCGAAGGACACUCAAUCCACUUCUUCUGGCAGCCAGCAGAAGAACAAGGAGCGUCCGUCCUGGCGCGUACGCAUGUUCUCGCGGAAAAAGCAGCCGUCCACCCCGCACCAGAACGGCGAUGCCCGUCCAGGAGCGGACGAUCGCGGAAAAACGAAGGAGACGGAGAAGGAGAAGAAGCCAGAGCCCCCUACGAAGAAGAUCCCGGUAUUCUUCAUUGACGAGGGGCACAAACUACCGGCGCUGAUCCGCUCCAUUGAGGCGAUGAAGUGCAUCCUGGACGCAAUGCUGGUGCUCACGAAGCAGGAUAGGCUGUGUCAUGUCAUACAUGCGACGAGCGAUCCGUUUUACCAGACGUGGCUGCGGCAGCUCAACGUCAUGCAGCAUUGCAAGAUCAUCACAAUCGGAGACUAUCCAAAGAACGAGACCCGGAAGUUCUUCCGUGAACGCGUUCUUCCGAGUGUACCCGAGCAUCUGCGAGGCAAGCUGGACUUUGAGACACUAUACGACGCCUUCGGUGGGAAGCUCGUGCAUUGGCAGGACUUCAUCUCUGAGUUCGUAAACACCAACGGCAAGUUUGACAUCAAACAAUCCACCCACUUCAUCCAAGCCCACGCGCUGCUGAACCUGCACAUCAUCCACUCGGCACAGGCGUCCAGCAACGGCCAAGCUCCCGACGCCUCGAACGCGCCCAACAGCCCGGAGAGCCGACACGCCUCCACGCACGCCGUCCACCGUCUCUCGCCACCUACCUCCGCCGCUGCAGGCGCAGGCUUCCGCAUAUACAGCCCGCUCACAGCGAACCCGCACCAGUCGCCGCCCGCCGUGUUCGCAUCGAGCAACGCCGGCAGCGCUGACGAAGCGCCCGAAUUCCAAGCGGAUUUCACCGCGUACCAGCUGCUGAAGGUCAUGAACCGCCUUGCUCAGCCAGGCGCGCGCUCGCUGCCAUACUUCCUGCUCUGCCGCGAGCUCGGCGCGCGUGCAGUCGACGGCAUGGUCAAGGGCCGCAUCCUCGACCUGCGCUGGACGGAGCCCGUGUCGCGCGAGCUCGGGGACCCGCUGCGGCAGAGCAUGCGCGUGCGCGAGAGCAUGCGUGCGCAGCUCGGCGGGGACGCCGGUCCGGGCGCGGGGAGCAGCGGGACGGCCGUGAACGAGCCCGGGCUUGGGGAGGGCGGGUCGGAGGAGGACGUGAUGGUGCCGAUGUCGGACGAGGAGGUGCUGCGCGCGCACGAGCGGCUGCUGGACGGGCCGCCGCUGGGCGGGGACGAGGAGGAGGAGGUGCUGGGCCCGAAGCUGGUGCCGAUCUCGCCGAUCAUGCGCUAUGCGAUGCGCGAGGUCGUGCAGGAGUACUAUGAUGAUGACGACGACCGGUCUGCCUCCGAGUACGCGUCGCUCUCGGACGUGCAGGAGUACUAGGCUCGGGGCGGGGUUCGUGGAGGACACUUCUCUGGUAUGGGUACGUCGUGUGGUGGACCAGUGGCAUAAGGUAUGUUCUUGUGUUACAGCUGGAGGUUUGUGUAAUAUGCUGGACACAUAUUUGUAGGUAGUUUUUGUUGUAGCGUAAUAUUCUAUAUUCGUUUGCGC